Messenger RNA from Malassezia globosa CBS 7966, 1986 nucleotides. RefSeq lists its product as uncharacterized. The record is from RefSeq and is a predicted model, not a curated record. Lineage: Eukaryota; Fungi; Basidiomycota; Malasseziomycetes; Malasseziales; Malasseziaceae. The transcript has a single exon. The coding region runs from base 1 to 1986 and encodes 661 amino acids. Gene Ontology annotation, molecular function: structural constituent of nuclear pore. Gene Ontology annotation, cellular component: nuclear pore outer ring. Gene Ontology annotation, biological process: positive regulation of DNA-templated transcription; mRNA export from nucleus; protein import into nucleus.
AUGCAAUACUACCAUCGUGUUGGUACCCUGUAUUGUGAAGCAUUACAAGCGUACUUGGCAGCUUUAGAGCCACCACAGGGCGAAGAGACCGAGUAUGAGCGCCAUGUUCAGGAUUUGCACAUGAUCUUUCACCUGGCUCGUGUGCUCUAUGUUCCUGAGGAUGGAAGUGGCUUAGGCGUUGUGGGUGAAGAGCUCAUGCAUUGGCUCAAUGCGCAUGACGUGGCUCCUACGACCGAGCAAGGACAGCAAAUUGCUCAGACCAUUCCACCCCAUCAGCAUCCUGACUACUGGGACUAUAUUUUGCGCUGCAUUUUGCGCGGCUUUUUUGGUACGGGUGCAACUGUGCUGCAGUCAUACGUCAAUGACACAUCCUCGCCGACACUGCAAGCGAUCGCGGCUGAAACCGUGCACAUGCUGCAAACGGUGCCGCGGUCCACGGCCUAUACAACAGAACAAGCUUUUCUAUCAGCUCACCGCCAUUGGCAUACAUCUAUACGCGUGUUCCUCAGCAGUUUUCAGCGCAAGAUGGAUGUCGUUGAGUCGGAGCUCAGCCACACAUCAUCGUCAGCAAAUGACAUGCGUCUUGAGCUCGAGGCUCAGUUCCGGUGUCUGUAUGAGCUACUUUGUGGCGUAGAAGACCGCGUGCUCGAGUUUUCCGAAGACUGGAAGGAAGCAUUGUGUGCAUGGGGUUUGUUGGUCUUGCCUGCAAUGAAACGUGACGACGUGCCGGAGGUCGUCUAUCACAUCACCCACACAUUGCAUAUGGAUGAAACACUCCCCAGAGAAUGCAUUUUGUCCCACAUCACUCGCGGAGAACUGAUCAAGUGUCUGAAGCUCUGCAUUCCGUUUGACGAAUGGCUAGCCACCCACAUGGGAGACUUUUUCGACAAAGCACAGCUGCUUGAUACUGCCGAGCCAACCAUGAUGGAUGAAAUCCUCUUGACUUGGGCCGACACGCUUGUGAAGGAGGAGCGCCUGUGGCGCAUGUCACUCUCUUACCUGAAUGCUAUUCACUCGGAAACAGCUCGUUCAAAAAUGCGCUCCAUAUUAUUCCAUGUGCCUUUGUUAAGCGAGACAAACGACGACGAACACACGCAUUCUGAAUGCGACUUCCAGAAGGUCGAAGAGGUUCUAGGUGCCUGUAUUGAGUAUGGCAUGGAAGAUGAAGUGCGCUUAAUUUGUCGAAAGCUUGCGCGGGAACUCAUGGAUCGGCAUAAAUAUGGCUUAGCCAUCGCUUACAGUGUACGUGCUCGCGACGCACGACAAGUUCAAGUCAUUGCUGAUCGAAUGCUGCAUGACUAUGUGACACAUGAUCCCGCCUACUAUAUUGCCAGUGUCGAUUCGGUACCUCGUACGCUACUGGACAACGUAGCAUCUAUGAACGGCGAUGCACACGCACAUGGCACUGACAAUGACAAUGAGUCGGACAUUGACGUUGAUGUCGCCGCCACGGCCACGACGCCAUUUACCUCAACAUCCAGCAUCUUUUCGCGAAACACGUUCGCUCCACUGGUCUUCCAUGUUAAGUACCGCGACUUUCAUCAGCUGUUUUCACAGCAGGAUACCUGGCGUGAAGCCGCGCGAGUACUGGUCGGCCUACUGACCAGCGAAGCGACACCUGAGUCGUUUUUGAGCGUCUUGCUCGUCGAUGCUCUCCCGUUCCUUCAGUCGACCACUGAUCUCUACUUCAGCCUGCCUGAGACUUAUGAGCUUCUGCGCAUAACUGAAAAGGUUAUGUCUGUCACUGACACGCAAAACUCGGAACAGGCAGCAGAUUUCUACUUCUACUGGCUCGAGCAGUUGCUAGCAAACCAAACAGCAUCGUCACCUAGUGUCGGUGACACAUCGCCAGCGCCGAAGCGCCGUCGGGAACUGGCACACGAACGCAUGUUGGUCGUACGACUUGCUCUUGCCCAAUAUAUAUCGCGUAUCACAAUGGAGCCAGGCGCUGGCAGCAUCCAUAGCAGUCUCAUUUUCGUUCCCUAG